Messenger RNA from Brassica rapa (field mustard), 2156 nucleotides. RefSeq lists its product as uncharacterized. Lineage: Eukaryota; Viridiplantae; Streptophyta; Magnoliopsida; Brassicales; Brassicaceae. The record is from RefSeq and is a predicted model, not a curated record.
UAAUGCAUAGUUAGAUUAAGUGUAUAUGAAGCUUCAUGGAAACCCGUACGAGAGAGGACGGUCACUAGAUUGUACAAUCAAUAACUUAAUUAUAUACAUCAAUUAAUCUAAACCGUACGUUCUCAUUAAUUUUGUAAAAUCGAGAAUCUAAUCUUGUAAGAAAAACUGUAGGUUUGUUGCCAGAACAAACAUGGACCCAUGUUCUAUAUGUCCCUAAGAUGUGUUUCAAUCUUAAUUCACUUCUUUGUUGCACUAUAUUUUACAACUUUCAUUUUAUAUAUUUAAUCUCAUUGAGAUCUCCGUUGCCUCUGCUGCACUAGACAUUACAGCUCAUUGAUCCUUAUAAUUCAAAUUCUGUUUUUCUUUCUAAUUUUUUGUUAAAUUAAUUGUAUUUGGGUAUAAUACGCGUUGAAAUCAUCUAAACAGAUAAAUAUAAAUGAUAUUAUAUGAAUAUUAAUUUAAAGUUUUGUUCCUAAAGAUGCAUGUAAGCAUGUUCAAACAUCCAGAUGAAUGACUAACAUUUAAGCCAUUAUUGCUUUUAGAGCGUUCUUAUGUUGCCUUUGUUUAAGUUACAAUAUUUUUUCCAUGUAAACAGGUGUAUUUACUUAGAACAAUCAUUACCAUAAACUAAUGCGUUUUUGAAACAUAUAUAACAACAAAAAUUUUAAAAUCGUCAGUAUUAUUGCAUGUGGUUUCCUUUUCCUAUCACGUAUAUCUUGGGACAAAAAUAUUUCUAGUUGCGAUUAAGAAUUGAGAUCGAUGCACGUUGCCAAAGUGGGUAUUAAUUAUUAAACGCCACUAAAAACAACCUUUGAACAUAUAUAGUCUAAUUCCAUUUAGAGAUCAUAAGGAAAAGGAACAUUAACAAUGACAAUAGCUGAUUAAUCUCUCGACAAUGAGACAACCUGAUUUUUAAUAUAUCUGUGUAUAAGAUAAUACCAUAUUAUAUACGCAUGUUGAAUACUAUUACAACUUGACCAAAUUUGUUCUCUUCUCCGUCCUUAUAUUUAUAUCAAAAGAAAAGAUUCAUGGAACUGGACCAGCCUGUUUGAAUCUUAUCCUAUUCACAAAUCUCCCCAUAUAUAAAUAAAGACCCUUCACCAAAACCAUCAUCAACCACUUUGAAACUUCCUAAGCAAGAGAUUGAGAGAAACCCGAUUUUAUUUCUAAGAAAAUGGCUUUUUGGUCUGCUGAGAAUGCUACUAAAGCCUAUCUUAGUACAUUGAAAACGGAUCAAAGAUCAAAAGAACCGAACGUGGCUGAGUUCAUAUCAGCUCUAGCCGCCGGAAACAACGCAAGAAAGAUCGCCGUGGCUUGUGCCGGAGCAGCAAACACUGACAUACUCGUUGCCCUGAUCGCUGCCGCAAAUCAAACGCGUGGUCAAGUGGUAUGUGUUUUACGUGGCAUCGAAGAACUGAUCAUAUCCAAGAAAAUGUUGGAACCAUCAGAGAUUCAUCAUAUUCACUUCGUAGUGGGAGAAUCUAGCGACAACAAUUUAAUCAAUGAUCAUUUCGGUGAAGCUGAUUUCGUCCUCGUGGAUUGUAACCUUGAGAACCACCAAGAUAUCGUUACAAAGAUCGUUAAUCACCAUGAAGAAAACGCAAGAAGUGACGGUGGAAGCGGUGUGGCGGUUGUGGUAGGUUAUAACGCGUUUUCGAGAGGAUCUUGGAGGUUUAGCGAUGGGAGGAAAACACAAUUUUUACCUAUAGGUGGAGGGUUGCUUGUGACGAGGGUGAACGAUAAUGGUAAUUAUAAUCAGCAGAUGAUGAUGAACAAGAACAAUCACCAUCAUCGUCACCAUGACCGUGUAAGAAAGAGUCAUUGGGUGGUGAAAGUUGAUAAGUGUACAGGAGAGGAGCAUGUGUUUAGGGUUAGGGUUCCACGAGGAGAAGCCAUUAUUGAAGCUUAAUUUAAAGCUUAUACAUAUUAUUGGGCACGUUAGAGCAAAAGUCACCUCUGUGAUGGUUCAGACGAGUGAGAGUUAGUAAGAAGAAUAGUUAUUUGUAUAAGUAAUUAAAAGGAGUUUUGAUUGGUGUUGGAGUGUUUUGUUUGUAUGAAGUUUUAUUUAUUUAAGACUUUUUUUUCUUGGAAGUGUGAAUAUGAAGAGUCGUGUUUCGUUUUUAAUUUCUUUUGAAUUUUGGAAUUUGCUUUUGUCA